This is a messenger RNA of Closterium sp. Naga37s-1, 1731 nucleotides long. The record is from the annotation of a GenBank genome assembly. Lineage: Eukaryota; Viridiplantae; Streptophyta; Zygnematophyceae; Desmidiales; Closteriaceae.
AUGGUUUCUCGGAACCUUUUUCGGAAAGGAGAGGAUUUGGAUAUGUGGGUGUACAUAACAGAGGGUGAGAAGUUUAACAAUUUCCAAGACGAGUCGGCACUUGUAUGGACGGAGUCCGGAAUUCCGUACACGAUGUACGAUGCUCCUGCCGCUCGAAGGACCCUUGAGUUUACCUAUUAUCCUUCCAAGGCUGUAACGGAGGGUAAUGGGACUGUCUUUGCACAUGUGUACUUUGCAAAGUCUGGGUACUCGCCAGACCCAACAGAUCAGCUGUACGAGCGAUCUUCAACGUUUUCAAAGACCCACCCACUAGUUGCGUAUUAUCCUCGUCCUAAGGUGGACACACGGAAGCGGCUUCUGGGAGGGGGAUCAGAUGCGAAUGACACUGCAGGCGAGCCACCUCCACCAUCUUCCAAGGUAGCAGCAGAUAGUGAGGAGAAAGGUGACGCAACAGCAGUGGUACCAGAGGAAGUGGAGUGGAUUGGCUUCUGGAAGCCGAAUCUCACCAUUUCACUCAUUGACGACUUCACUGCGUAUCCUCGAACAGCGAUUCCUGAGAUUUUCCACAAACACAUGACGUUUGACGAGGGCACAGGCAACUACUUUCCCACGCUGCACAUGAACGAGUUCUGGCUGCUGCGGGACAAGCUCCUCCAGCUCAAUGCCACUGUCUCCGAGGUGCCGCUCUCAUUGGUCGUGGAGACGCUGCCGCUGUGGCGCUGGCAGAUCUACCUCUCCAUGGACCAGAGCUUCAAAAUCCAGCAGCAGUUCGGCACCGCCAUGGAGUCAGAGUCCGAUGAACUUAAGAGGGUGUUUCUGGAGGGCAACCCCAUUCUCCUGGGCAUUACAGUGGUGGUGUCCCUCCUGCACUCCGUCUUUGACUUCUUUGCCUUCAAAAACGACAUUGCGUUUUGGAAUCAGAACAAGUCAAUGGAGGGGCUGUCCGCGCGCUCAGUGGUGAUCAACUUCGUGUGCCAGCUCAUCAUCUUCCUUUAUCUCCUUGACAACAACACGUCUUGGCUCAUCCUCAUCUCCUCCGCCAUCUCAUGCGGGAUUGAAUUCUGGAAGAUUGGCAAGGCCAUGCAUGUUGAGAUUGAUCGUUCAGGCACCAUUCCCUGGUUGAGGUUCAGGGACCGCGAGUCGUAUGCGCGCAACAAGACCAAGGAGUAUGACGCCCUCGCCAUGCGCUACUUCUCCUACGCGCUCUACCCACUCGUCGCCGGCUAUGCCGUGUACUCGCUCAUAUACGAGACGCACAAGAGCUGGUACUCCUGGGUGCUCAACUCCCUCACCGGCUGUGUCUACACCUUUGGGUUCAUCAUGAUGUGUCCGCAGCUGUUCAUCAACUACAAGCUCAAGUCGGUGGCACACCUGCCAUGGCGGCAGAUGACCUACAAGUUCCUCAACACCAUCGUGGAUGACCUCUUUGCCUUCGUUAUCAAGAUGCCCACGCUGCACCGCUUGUCUGUCUUCAGAGAUGACAUCAUAUUCCUCAUCUUCCUGUACCAGCGCUGGAUCUACCCCGUCGACAAGAAGCGCGUCAACGAGUUCGGGUUCGGAGGGGAACCCGAGGGAGCCGCACUGACUGCUGCUGGCGCUGAUGGUGCUGCGGGUGGUGCUGAUGGUGCUGCGGGUGGUGCUGAUGGUGCUGCGGGUGGUGGUGCUGAUGCGGCUGCUGCUGCUGGUGAUAGCGCGUUCUUUAUCUGCAUGUUUACACCUUUCUCAUUGUAG